Seriola aureovittata is the source of this 4334-nucleotide messenger RNA. RefSeq names its product growth hormone releasing hormone receptor, like (gene ghrhrl). Gene Ontology annotation, biological process: adenylate cyclase-activating G protein-coupled receptor signaling pathway; cell surface receptor signaling pathway; positive regulation of cell population proliferation. The record is from RefSeq and is a predicted model, not a curated record. Gene Ontology annotation, molecular function: peptide hormone binding; vasoactive intestinal polypeptide receptor activity; growth hormone-releasing hormone receptor activity. Lineage: Eukaryota; Metazoa; Chordata; Actinopteri; Carangiformes; Carangidae. Bases 1361 to 2608 code for a protein of 415 amino acids. Gene Ontology annotation, cellular component: plasma membrane. The transcript is spliced from 13 exons.
AAAUUUAUAUCUGAAGUGAUAUGGAGGAGUUUUUUUAUGAUUUUGAAGGUCCAAAAGAAGAACAACAAAAAAAAAGCAAACAGUAAAUGCAGAUGACAACAUCAGAAAUAAUAAUAUAUAAAAUAAUAAUACAAUAAAAGCUGUAGAAGUAUGUUCUUCUGCCAGAAGUCAUGAAAAGUUUAACAAGACAAAUAUCUGAUAUAAUAUAUCUCCUGUAAUUUCUAUCUAUCUAAAUGUCACACAUCCCCACAGCUGUAGCUGGAGAAACCGAGGUCAUGUCCUCUGUAACGUUUCAUGAUGCGUAACAUUAUUGGACAUCAGGUAUGGACAUAGCCUCCCAGUAUAAUAGUCAGUACAUUUAUUGAUUUUGUUUGUUAUUGUGCUUAUGUCAGAAUCUGCUUUGUUAAUGAUCUUAUCAGAGCUGAAACAAUUAGUCAAAAGACUGGUUGGUUAGUCAACAGGAAAUUAAUCUUGAAUCAAUUUUAAAAUAAAAUAAAAUUUCUAGCAAAAAUGCCAAAUAUUUGAUGGUUCCAGCUUCUCAGAUGUUGCCGUUUUGGACUUUUAUUUGGACAUUUCGAAGACGCCAUGGGAAUUAUGAAACCUUAAAUCUUAUAUAACCAGUUUGUUCUUUUGUUUCAGUGUAAGUGAAAGAAAAUUGGCUCAUAUACUUUUAAUUUAAUUAUAUAUAUAUAUAUAUUAUGAAAAAAAUCCAUUAUAAGACUGCACAAAAUUGACCGAAUGGACAAAUUGGAAAUAUGAAGAGUUUGAAAACUACAGUUUGUGUUAGAAUAUAAAUAUUUAAUCAUAGAGAAAGAUAUGUCUGGGAAUGAUCCACCCUCAUGUUUCCACAGCAUAACACAUGACCGUACAAGACUAAGUGUUGCGUGUGUGUUUGGCGACACAGUCCGGCUCAGGGAGGCAGAGGGAUGAAUUUUGAAUUUAAAAUCAGUGGUGUAAACGCAAACGUCCGCUCAGCUGUAAAGCUUGCAGUCUAAACUAGGAGCUGACUUUUGCCUUCAAAAUAAAAGAGAAACAUGGCUUCUUCGAAACUGUGCUUCACUUGGUUAAUUUGACUUCAAUCUCCCCAUCGUAGUGUUAUUGGUCACUUGGUCACACUCGAACCUACGUAUAUAUGCGAAAGAUAAUUUAUCCACAACAAUUUGUUACUGACAGCUUGGGAGCGGGGCUUUUAUUCUGAAAAUAAACAGGAAUUCCUACGCUAUAGCUUAGUUCUUGAUGAGCUGUCCAUUCACACCUGGGGAGAGAGAGGGGCUCAGCAACCCGUCCUGCAGGAGUGUGUUGCAGUCUCAGUGACGAAAAGCGCCACGCUGCAGCGAGCGGAGGAAACUGAACCGUCAACAUGUCCUGUCUCCACAUCAGAGGGAUUUUUCUCACUCUGUGUUUGGCUUCAACUGCUUUAUCGAGCCUUCAUCCUGAAUGUGAGUUCAUAUUUCAGCUGGAGAAAGAACAGCGUCGCUGCCUUCAGUAUAUUGCAGCGCAGGCCAACAGAAGCCAUGAAGGUUGUCCGCCAUCCUGGGAUGCAGUCAUCUGCUGGCCUCAUGCAGUCAUUGGAGAAACGGUCCACAGAGGUUGUCCUGCAGUCUUCUCCCUCCUGAAAAACAACACAGGCUCAGUGAGCCGUAACUGCACCAGUGGAGGUUGGUCCGGGGCCUUCCCACCGUACCACAUUGCCUGCAGUGUGGAUGAUGACAUUCCUGAGACAGAAGAAUCCUACUUUGCCACUGUGAAGCUGAUAUACACCAUCGGCUACAGCAUAUCUCUAGUGGUGCUGGUUGUUGCUGUGUUGAUCUUGUUGCUCUUCAGGAAGCUACGGUGUGCCAGGAACUUCAUUCACAUCCAGCUGUUCAUUACAUUUAUCCUCAAAGCUGUGGCGGUGUUCAUUAAGGACGCUGCUCUGUUCUCAAGUGACGACACAAACCACUGCACCCUUUCCACGUUUGCCUGUAAGAGCUCUGUGGUCUUCUGUCACUACUGUGUAAUGGCUAACUUUUUCUGGCUCCUGGUGGAGGCGCUCUACCUAAAUUCCCUGCUGCUCUCCUCCUUCUAUCACAGCCGUCGAUGCCUGUGGGGCUUCAGCCUGCUGGGAUGGGGUGUACCUGUGCUCUUCAUCAUCCUGUGGAUUGGAUCAAGGGUGUAUUUUGAGGACACAGAAUGUUGGGACAUCAAUGAGGACUCGCCCUACUGGUGGAUCAUCAAGGGACCAAUUGUUGUGUCUAUAGCGGUCAAUUUUAUGCUGUUCAUGAACAUCAUCAGAAUCCUCAUACAGAAGCUCAAUCCUCGGUUGAUUCAGUUCAAUAACUCCUCUCAGUACAGACGCCUGACUAAGUCCACCCUCCUCCUCAUCCCUUUGUUUGGCACUCACUACAUGUUCUUCAAUUUUCUGCCCGACUACUUCAGCGUUAACCUGCGCCUCUGUGUCGAGCUCUGCAUGGGAUCCUUCCAGGGACUCCUUGUAGCAAUUCUCUAUUGCUUUCUCAAUCAAGAGGUCCAGAAAGAGGUCCACAUGCAGUGGCUGAGGUGGCAGGAGAGGAGCUAUGGCGUGGUGCCGCCUGCUGCAAAGUGCAGCCAGAUGGACACGCCAUUCUAGAGAGUCCUGAUAUGCCUUCACCUUCUACCUGUCAGAUCUCACUGUACUUUCACAGAGGAUUGCUUCUGUGCUCGUUAUCGUCUCUAAUGGGCUGUACAGUACACACAAGAACAGCGGCUGUCGACCAUAUACCAUCAACUCUUGAGAGUCUGUAAGUUUUCAUUCCCAACUCUGUGACACAGUGUUUCACUGGCCGCACUCCUUCAGCCAGAACCAGAAAAUUGAGGUGAACUUUCCAGUGGAGAAUGAUUGUGAAAUCCCAUGACAUACACGCAUCUCAAGACAGCUCCUGCAAAUUUCAUAUGCAUGUCCCCCAAAGGUCCCGGUGGCAACAAAUGUAGAGGGAGCAGCUUUUAGAUUGCAGCUUUCAAACUGAAGAAUAAAAGAUAUUGGUUUUAACCAAUAUAGCUACGCAUUACCUUCUGUCUUGAACAUAUCAAUGCACACUAUGUAGAUGCUUUAAUAAGAUGCAGCACAGUAUGUUUUAUUACAUUCAUCAGAUUCUUUAGGCUGUUUGAACAAGUGAUAUUGGAGAUGGACUUUAUCUUAUGAAGCUGUAGCCUGCUGCUAAGUGAUUCAUCAUUCAGCUGACUCACAGGACAAUUAAAAUACACUACUGUGAAUGAUCUUUAUACUAUUCAUUAUAACAUUAUGUUACAUAAUUCAUAUUACGUUAUUCCUAUUAUCUCAAGACUGUGGGAAGCACUAACCGAUAGUUAUGACUUGUUCAGCACACAGGGAGAUGUACCGUAAGUUUGUUUAUGCUUUCUUGUGAACUUUGUACUUUGUUGUAUAAUAUUUAUUCGUGAAGUAAUUCAUAGUGAGGAUCAGGGUAAAAAUGAAAUACUAAUAUUGGUAGUGGUGUUGUGCAGUAGAGUUUAAUCCGUUUAUAUCAUUGUGUGUAAACCUGCACUGUGUUGAGCUUUGAUGGCACAAUCUUGAAAGCCACUUCAUUGUAUAUUUCAAAAGUUAAAGCCGAUGCAGCGCGUUGUGUUCUGUUAUGUCAUGUGGUCAACUUCACUUAUCCCGCCCAGAUAAAGCCCAUCAAGAACAAAAGCUAGACUAUGGUAAUAAUUUUAAAUGAUUUAAUACCAGUAUUUACUUUCUAGCAUAUCGUACAGUGCUGUGAACUGUAUGGUGAUAUAAAACUGGAAACAUAAUUGCCAAAUUUGUGUUAGAUCUCUUUAUGUGAGAUAAUGAGAUCAGCUUUUUUAUUUUGCUUUUGUAAUAUUUAUGUGUUACAGUUAUAUCCUCAAGAUCGAAAUACAAAAUAUUGAAUUACUGCCCAGUUCUGUACCAUCCGCAAUCAUCUUCUCACACUGACGUUUCUUUCUUGUAAAUGAAACAUUUGCUUUCAACUGAAUGGAUAAACUAAUGGCCCUCACUUUUCUCUUUUGUAACAUUAGCGUGUUGCUGCUUUUCUUGUGCCUCUUUCUGUGAAGUUUCAAUGCCUUGUAAAAUAACAGGUUUCACUCAGCUUCAUUAUGUCUCUGUGCAUCUGCCUUCUCCGUGGAGGAUAACAUCAGCUGGCAGCUACAACAUGUUUAAUUAGUGAUAAAAGCUAAAGUCAUGAAAGUCUUGGUGGCUAUAUGUGCUACAGAUACAGUCUUGGUACAAUAUGAGCCGACACUGGAAUUCUGUUUAUUCAUAAAAUAUUUUAGAGAAAAACAAUGUUCAUAACUUGAGUCUUGAAGAAGCUCUGUAUUUAAUAAAAACAGUAAGCCAA